AAGAUGUGAUUUUAUUAAAGACGUUCGCAACCUUCCGUUGAAAACGACGAAUAGUUUAUUUAUAAAGUUCGUACAAUCAAAACUAAAUCAAAAAUGGUGCUCUAUAAUUUUAUAAUUUUAAUAAUCGUAUCGAUAUCGUUAUAUUUAUACUGGUGCGUGAAAAAAGCUCACUUGUAUUUUGAAAAACUCGGAAUACCUUACAUAAAGCCAACUCUGGUUCUCGGUAAUAUAAAAGACGUCGUGUUAUUACGAACAUCUAUAGCUGAAUGGUAUGCUGACAUGUAUAGACAACUAGACCCCCAUAAAUUGGGUGGAAUUUUCAUUGGAACACAACCUGUGAUAAUGAUCAGAGAUCCGGACCUCAUUAGGAAUAUUUUGGUCAGGGAUUUCGGGUACUUUUGCGAUCGCGGUUUCGACGUAGAUCCAGAAAUUGAACCAAUGAGUAAUCAUCUUUUCUUCAUGAAAGGCGACGACUGGAAAAAUUUGAGAAGAAACCUCACCAGUAUUUUUACAACUUCAAAAAUGAAAUUCAUGUUUUCUCUGGUGAGAACCUGCGGUGAGAAACUGAACGAAGUCAUUAAUGAGAAAACGUACGAUGAAUCUUUAGAGGCGAAAGAUCUAUUUUCAAGAUACACGUGUGACGUGAUAGGAAGCUGUGUGUUUGGAUUGGAUUCCAAGUCGUUGGAUAAUCCUAAUUCCGAAUUUAGAAUAGUGGGCAAAAAAAUAUUUCGAUUCAGAUUUAAAUCGCUUAUACGCAUGUUAAAGGUGAAAAUACCCAAAAGCCUGAUUAAAUUGCUAGAAAUCACCUUGAUGGAUAGAAAAACUCAGAAUUUCUUCAGAGAUAUAAUUUACAAUACUGUCAACUACCGAGAAAGAAAUGAUAUUGUACGAAACGACUUGCUAGAUUUGUUGAUUGCGUUGAAACAUGAUGAUACGUGUAUUUUAAACGUUUCUAAAGAAGACGAAGAAGAUUUGAAAAAAUUCCUCAAGCAAGUUGGAUCUCACGCUGAAGACAAAAACGAUACAAAAAUCACAAACGAAGUCAUGGCUGCUCAAGCACUGCUCUUUUUCCUCGCUGGAUUCGAGACGUCUUCAACAAACCUCACCUACGUAUUAUUGGAAUUAGCUCAAAAUAAACACAUCCAAGAUAAAGUUCGACAUGAAAUUCACCAAGUCCUUUCUUCGAACAACGAUGAACUCAAUUACGACGUUUUGAAACAAAUGACCUACACAGAUAUGGUGAUCGCAGAAGCACUUCGAAAAUACCCUCCGCUCGCUUUGCUAUUCAGAACAGCUGUACAAAAUUAUCAAGUACCAGGGUCAAAGGUGAUAAUACCAACAGGCACUCAAAUCAUAAUUUCGAUAAAUGGAUUACAUAUGGAUGAGAAAUACUUCGACAAUCCGCAAGAAUUUCGUCCAGAGCGUUUCAGUGGUGUCGAAGAAGAAAAGUCGUUUACGUAUUUACCAUUUGGAGAUGGGCCUAGAUACUGCAUAGGUUCACGUUUUAGUAAACUAACAGUGAAAACAGGCCUGAUUUACGCACUGAAGAAUUUCUCCUAUCGAAUUUCACCACGAAUGAAAUUUCCUCUGAAAUUUGAAAAAAAUUUCGGAUUGUUGUCUCCCAGUAAUGAAAUUUUACUCGUACGAGAGAAGAUUACUUCAGCAUGUGUUUAAAUCACUAUGGAAAAUUAAGAGUGAAAAUAUCAAAGGAAGAAAUAUUGUUGAACUUAUUGGAAUGGUGGUUUUGUCAAUUUGGGAAAAUCAAGGAGCAGAAAAAAUCUUUACACGAAUAAAGAAACUCAUUUGAUCAGUUGAUAAUUUUAAUUACUCGUUCAAAUAUUUACCGACAAAGUUCAAUGAAAUUGUUAAACGAUGCUUCGAGUUUUAUGUAAUCCACAUUUUUACACUGAAAAAAAAAAUAUAUUUGUUUAUUGUAGACAA
This is a messenger RNA of Planococcus citri (citrus mealybug), 1941 nucleotides long. Its product is annotated as probable cytochrome P450 6a13. The transcript has 6 exons. NCBI's taxonomy places the organism in Eukaryota, Metazoa, Arthropoda, Insecta, Hemiptera, Pseudococcidae. Gene Ontology annotation, molecular function: monooxygenase activity; heme binding; iron ion binding. The coding region runs from base 94 to 1674 and encodes 526 amino acids. The record is from RefSeq and is a predicted model, not a curated record.